Molecule: messenger RNA, 678 nt
Organism: Komagataella phaffii GS115
Lineage: Eukaryota; Fungi; Ascomycota; Pichiomycetes; Pichiales; Pichiaceae
Exons: 1
Coding region: 1-678 (225 amino acids)
Source: RefSeq, a predicted model, not a curated record
AUGUACCCUGUCUCAAUCCCCUCGUUGAAUAGCUCACAUGAGGUCGGGAAGGAACAGCUAGUAGACCCGCUAUCCCUAGCAAAUGUCAUCCAAUAUCAAUCAACAUUUCUCCAUGGUACACAAAGUCACGUAAUAGAGCAUCGAAGUCUUUCUAGUAAAGAUCAAACUUCCAUGUCGUUCGAUAAUAAUGAUUUCCAAAGACACAACUCUGAUACUAAUCUGAGGCGGCGGAAAUCAAAGAAAGCAGCCUCAGAAUUGAAUAGGAAUUUCUCCACAGGCUCCAAGGCAUCCGGUUAUUCUUAUAAAGUUUCUAGGAGGAAACCAUUACACAACUACGAGCCAUCAUGGCGCAAACACUCAAAGAAACCAACAACGCAUCCCAAUUUUUCCACCAAGGAACAAUUGUAUCGAGUCAUUGAACGACUCAACCUGAAGGAUAGGCAGCUAGCAAUUUUCUCGCCACAUGGACCCAGUACUGCACCUGCUUGCAUUCUACAGUACGAAACGGAAGCCUAUAAAUCAAUUGUUCAACCUAAUCCGAAACUGAAAAAAAAGGUUAAACAACUCAGCUUUGAUAAAAACCAAGUUGCUGUUCUUUCUGUUGACUCUCAUGAGGCAAACUUGGAAAAGUACCAGAAAAUACUUAAUUAUCCCCUCCCCCCAAACCAGUGGAAGUGA